CAGGAGAGAAAGGAGAACUCAUGGAGGACUCUGAAUCAUCUCACUGGUGGAUGGUGGUAAAAUGAUUGGUGAUGGAACAGGACCAAGACAGACUGGCAGAGUUGGGUCUAAAUGAGCACCAUCAAAAUGAAGUAAUUAAUUACAUGCGUUUUGCUCGUUCAAAAAGAGGCUUGAGACUCAAAACUGUAGAUUCCUGCUUCCAAGACCUCAAGGAGAGCAGGCUGGUGGAGGAGACCUUCACCAUAGAUGAAGUCUCUGAAGUCCUGAAUGGGUUACAGGCUGUGGUCCACAGCGAGGUGGAGUCUGAGCUCAUCAACACGGCCUACACCAAUGUGCUACUUCUGCGGCAGCUUUUCUCACAAGCUGAGAAGUGGUACCUCAAGCUACAGACAGACAUCUCUGAACUUGAAAACAGAGAAUUAUUGGAACAAGUUGCAGAAUUUGAAAAAGCAGAAUUUACAUCUUCAAAUAAAAAGCCCAUCAUAGAUAACAUAAAGCCAAAACUUGCUCCACUUAAUGAAGGUGGAACAGCAGAACUCCUAAACAAGGAAAUUUUAAGACUUCAAGAAGAGAAUGAGAAAUUAAAGUCAAGGCUGAAGAUCCUUGAAACACAGGCAACAAAUGCAUUGGAUGAGAAGUCAAAACUAGAAAGAGCACUGCAAGAUUUACAGCUUGAUCAAGGAACUCAAAAGGAUUUUAUAAAGGCGCAAGACUUGAGUGACUUGGAAAACACAGUUGCUGCUUUAAAGAGUGAGUUUCAGAAGACACUUAAUGACCAGACAGAAAACCAGAAGUCCCUGGAGGAGAGUCUAGCAACGGCCAAGCAUGACCUACUCAGGGUGCAGGAGCAGCUGAGCAUGGCUGAAAAGGAAUUAGAGAAAAAAUUCCAACAAACAGCAGCUUAUCGAAACAUGAAAGAGAUUCUCACCAAGAAGAAUGACCAAAUCAAAGACCUGAGGAAAAGAUUGGCGAAAUAUGAACCUGAAGAUUAAAAACUGAAGAAGAUUUCAUCUGGAAGCUGCCACAACAUGAAAGUACAAGCUGUUUCUCACCUCAGGCAUGUAUUUGAAGCAGUUUGUUGUAUUCCCUCUCUUUAUUUUCCUAAUAUUUAGACUUUGCUUCUAAUAUUUAGAACUAGAGUUCCUAUUUCAGUUACCUAAUUGAGAAGAGAGAAAACCUACUGACUGAUUCUGGCCUGUCAUCCCAAACUCCUCUCUGCUGAGUGCUCCAGAAUCUUAGUUCAAAUGCAGUGAGAAUUCUUUAUAGUAAAGAAGAGGCUUAUCCUUCUGCAUUAGUGUAAAGAGCACACCUUUUCAAUAAAUGUUAAAGCUAGCAUCGUCUAUACUUGUGCAUUCCCCAGAGUAAAAGUGUAGAAUUAUUAAAGAUAGUUAUUACAAAUAAACCUUAUUUUUUAACAUGAAA
Messenger RNA from Balaenoptera ricei (Rice's whale), 1422 nucleotides. It is a transcript of the gene LZTFL1, whose product is annotated as leucine zipper transcription factor like 1. The transcript has 10 exons. The record is from RefSeq and is a predicted model, not a curated record. NCBI's taxonomy places the organism in Eukaryota, Metazoa, Chordata, Mammalia, Artiodactyla, Balaenopteridae. Gene Ontology annotation, cellular component: cytoplasm. Gene Ontology annotation, biological process: negative regulation of protein localization to cilium. Bases 72 to 992 code for a protein of 306 amino acids.